AUGGCGAUUGCACACCAAUUUCAAGCCCAGCAACAGCAGCUGUACACUGAGUCUCGCGUUCAACAAGCGCGUGACGAAGCCGAGCAAAGGAGCCUGGUGUUUGCUGAAACGAUUCGCUCAACUCAGAUAGACCCCAUGGCUAUUGGACAGCAUGUUAACAUACAGCUACAGUCAGCAAUUGCUGCAGCUAACGACCUUGCUGAGGCUCAAACGCGAGCUGGUUUUGAGGCCCAAACGGUACAGCAUGCACAUAAGGCUGGCGUUCGAAUGCCGGAGACCUUUCAGCGCGUUCAAGACCAAUUUCACGCCAGCAUGGAGCAGCGCAUUCAUGACGUUCUGAAAGCUCAUAGAGAACAAGGGAGUGUGGAAAUACGACUUGCAAUAGCAGCACAAGAUCAAGAAAUUCUGAAAGCGGUUAAAGAGCAAAUUAAGGCUGUUAAGAAGGAUAAUACAACACAGAUGGAGCAGGCAAAAUCUACUGCGGAAAAGACAGCCAAAUCGAUCGUUCGACGCCACUACGCGGAGGAGAACGCCGCUCACGAGAAAUUAGAAGCGAGGUUAUUUACAAACAAUGGAAGAGUUCAAGAAAACGACUGUGGCUACGGCUCUAUUGCAUGGCGAUGA
Molecule: messenger RNA, 624 nt
Organism: Phytophthora nicotianae INRA-310
Lineage: Eukaryota; Oomycota; Peronosporomycetes; Peronosporales; Peronosporaceae
Exons: 2
Coding region: 1-624 (207 amino acids)
Source: RefSeq, a predicted model, not a curated record